AUGUCGAGUAAUAAUACACCUAUGAGUUUAGAAGAUGAUAGUAAUAUAGGCAGUGGUAGUGGUAGUGGUAUUGGAGAUGAAGAUGAAAUUAUGAAUGAUGAUAUUGCAACAACAACUACUACUCCAACCACAACAACAACAACAACAACCACAACCACAAAUAAUGCUACAAAUACAACAUCACCAACAACACCUACAUCUACAAUGACUGACGAUCAAGCAUCGAGUGAAGCAGAUCAACUAGCUGAAGAAGCAAACCAUCAGAGAUUCAUGAUGGAAUUGGAAUUCGUACAAUGUUUAUCUAAUCCACGUUAUUUAAAUUAUUUAGCACAGAAUAGAUACUUCCAAGAUAAAGCAUUUGUAAACUAUUUAAAUUAUCUUCAGUAUUGGAAGCAACCAGAGUAUUCAAAGUUCAUCGUUUAUCCUCAAAGUCUAUACUUUUUAGAUUUAUUACAACAAGAGAAAUUCAGACAUGAACUAAUACAUUUAAUGUUUACAGAGUAUAUUCAUGAACAACAAUUUUAUCAUUGGCAAUAUUAUAGACAGAAUAGAAUGGCAUCAACUAAUCCAUUACAACCACCUACUGUUGAAGAGUUACAGCAACAGCAACAACAACAAGAUCAACAACAACAAACAACAGAUCAAACUAUUACAAAUAUAACAACUGUAUAA
This is a messenger RNA of Heterostelium album PN500, 672 nucleotides long. It is a transcript of the gene med31, whose product is annotated as mediator of RNA polymerase II transcription subunit 31. Gene Ontology annotation, molecular function: transcription coregulator activity. The record is from RefSeq and is a predicted model, not a curated record. Gene Ontology annotation, biological process: regulation of transcription by RNA polymerase II. NCBI's taxonomy places the organism in Eukaryota, Evosea, Eumycetozoa, Acytosteliales, Acytosteliaceae. The coding region runs from base 1 to 672 and encodes 223 amino acids. Gene Ontology annotation, cellular component: core mediator complex; mediator complex. The transcript is spliced from 3 exons.